This is a messenger RNA of Diprion similis, 1072 nucleotides long. RefSeq names its product mediator of RNA polymerase II transcription subunit 4 (gene MED4). Lineage: Eukaryota; Metazoa; Arthropoda; Insecta; Hymenoptera; Diprionidae. The record is from RefSeq and is a predicted model, not a curated record. Gene Ontology annotation, molecular function: transcription coregulator activity. The coding region runs from base 137 to 898 and encodes 253 amino acids. Gene Ontology annotation, cellular component: core mediator complex; mediator complex. Gene Ontology annotation, biological process: regulation of transcription by RNA polymerase II. The transcript has 4 exons.
UGUUGAAUGUGCGUAUUCGAUUUAGGUUACGUUUCCAAAACGUAACAACAGCGAGUAGCGGGUAUAAAGAUAAACAAUGACUGGAAAGUAACAAAUUGUAUUGUGUACGAAAACUGGAACGAUAUAAACGUGUAAAAUGGCAUCAAAUCGCAGCACACGUGAAGUAUUAUUAUCUCUUGUUGAUGACAUGGAGUUAAUAGCCAAAGAGCUAAUCGAGAAUACGAUAGCGCAGAAGCAUUUGAAACUAUCCAGCAGCGAGCACGCUCAACUGACAGAGUUAUUAGUUGCCAAAGACAAUGAGCUAAAUUCGACUUUGAAACUGGCAUCGGAACAGGCAAAAAUAAAUCAGAAAAUGGAUUCAUUAAAGGCAGAGGUCGAGAGGCAGGAUCAAGAUAUUCAACAAUUACAACGUCAGCUGAAAGAAGCUGAGCAAAUACUUGCCACUGCUAUAUACCAGGCCAAACAAAAACUCCAGUCUAUAUCUCGGGCCAAUAAGAGGCCUGUUCCUUCUGAAGAACUCAUUAAAUUUGCUCAUCGGAUUAGUGCAUCUAAUGCAGUUUGUGCUCCAUUAACGUGGCAGCAAGGGGAUCCACGCCGACCAUAUCCAACAGAUAUUGAGAUGAGGCUGGGCGUCCUGGGGCGACUCAGCGACCUUCCACUCAAUGGGCAAAUGAUCGGAUCUCAUCCGGGCAUUCCAGCCGAAUUGCAUCGAGCUGGACAUCCAGCAGAGCCUCCAGUAUCUCAGGCAAACCAAUUUGCCUGGCACCCAUCAGGAGAGAUCCACAUGUCCGUAGGUGGACAAGGCAGUGUAGCAAUGAAUACUCAUAAACAAGAAACGGAAGACGUUGAAGUAAUGUCGACAGAUUCAUCCAGCAGCUCCUCGAGUGAUUCCCAAUGAACAGUAAAUAUUUCAUUCGUCAUACCCGACUCAUGAUUGGAAACAUUUUUGAUAAGGAAAAACGUUGAAAACCAUGUUAAUGUAACACCACUACGUGUUUCUCAUUUACUUUAUAAGGACGGAAAUGUUAAUUUAAUUUAACGUUUCUCUUUACUAAUUGUACAAUUAAAUUCA